Messenger RNA from Panonychus citri (citrus red mite), 1747 nucleotides. RefSeq lists its product as uncharacterized. The transcript is spliced from 2 exons. The record is from RefSeq and is a predicted model, not a curated record. Lineage: Eukaryota; Metazoa; Arthropoda; Arachnida; Trombidiformes; Tetranychidae. Bases 285 to 1622 code for a protein of 445 amino acids. Gene Ontology annotation, molecular function: hexosyltransferase activity; UDP-glycosyltransferase activity.
AGCUCUACCUAAAAAGAUAUAAGUUUAAUCGCAAUUAUGAUCUUCUCUCCAUUAGUACUAAUGGCUAAUGAUUAUAAAUAUUAACCUUUGAUCAGAACUAAAUCGCUUUAUUAGAGUUUAAGAUUAUUUAUAUCAUCAACAAUUAAGAAUGAUUAGUUAGAGUGCACUGAACAAUCUAAAAAUAACUUUCUGGUUUGUGAUAUAUUCAAUCACCUGCCAUUCAAGCGAUUCAUUGGUUUAUAAAUCACUUGUUUUCCAACAACUAAUUAAUUAAAACUGUUUCAAUGUCGCAAACUAAAACAAAACCUAAAUAUCGUAUAUUAGUAUCAUCUAUUGAUGCCUUUGGACACAUUAAUUUCACCCUUGGAUUUGGUGAGAUUUUAGCUGAGGCUGGACAUGAAGUGACCUUCACUCAACGUGUUCAUCACAAGAAACUUGCUGAUAAACGAGGAUUUAAUUUUAUUCCGUUCGAUGAGUCGAUAUUUGAGAACUUUCAACCAGGACCUUUUGUCGAUUGGGUUGCUAAUAAUUUAGAAAAGUUUCGAGGUGAUGCUCUUGAACGAUACAAAGGUUGGACUGAUGAAGAUAAAGAGAUAUUCGGAUCUAUUGCUGAUGAUUAUUUUGUAACUAAUACAGCCAUAGAAAAAGUUCUCGCUGAAAAACAAAGUUCAUUCGAUAUUAUAAUUGGCGACUUUGGAACACAAUUUCCAGCUUUAUUCCGCUCUCCAAUACCAUACAUACCCCUGGCAGCACUUAACCCAGUGUGUUUUUACCCUCAAGGUCCACCUCCUUUCUCUGGAUACCCUGUAAAUGUUGAUAAAGAAAAGGCUCGAAAGUUCAAAGAGAUCUAUGAUUCAGCUUGUAUUCGUUUCAAAGAGAAACUGUACUCAUGGUGGGAAUCUUUUAACGUUCCCAUCUUACCAGAAGACUGUUGGCUUGUUAAUCGAUAUCCGAAAUAUUUUGGUUUCUAUCAUUACCCUGAAGGUCUUGAUUACAAGGAAUGUGGACCUAAAGAGCCUGCGGGUAAAUGGUUUCGAAUUGAUGCUUCAAUCCGGAAGCCUGACGAAGAAAGUGAAUUUGUCAUACCAGAAUCAAUCGCUUCUUUACCUGGAAAGUUAAUCUACUUUUCUCUUGGAUCAUUAGGAUCAGCUGAUGUCGAGUUAAUGAGACAAAUCAUUGAUGUACUCUCUAAAUUACCACAUCGAUUCAUCGUGUCCAAAGGACCGAAAGGUGAUGAGAUCGAGUUACCACCAAACAUGUGGGGAGAAAAUUAUGUCAAUCAAAUCGCGGUUAUAAAAGUCGUCGAUAUGGUCAUAACCCAUGGUGGAAAUAACACUUUCCUCGAAACAAUUUACUUCGGUAAACCUUUAAUUGUGAUGCCUUAUUUUUACGAUCAGUUCGAUAAUGCUCAACGAGUGGUUGAUUGUGGUAUCGGAAGACGAUUAGACACAUGGAAUUUGGACGAAAAAGUUGUUUCAAAUGCAGUUGAAGAAACGCUAAAUGAUCAAGAAAUGACCAGAAAGAUUAAAGAAAUCGCUCUUUCUAUGAGAUCAACUAAAAGUCGUGAAAAAGCAGUUGAAAUGAUCGAAAAUCUAAUUUCAAAAUCCAUCAACACCAAUUGAGCUUAUUUCUAAAUUUACGUUCGCUGUCAAAUCAAUUUGAAUAUUAACUAAGUAUGAAUAUCGUUGUUUUAAUCGUGUCAGGGUUAAUCGAACCUGUAAAAUUCAUGAGUUAUUUUAUCCAUAUA